This is a messenger RNA of Portunus trituberculatus (swimming crab), 3396 nucleotides long. RefSeq lists its product as uncharacterized. The record is from RefSeq and is a predicted model, not a curated record. Lineage: Eukaryota; Metazoa; Arthropoda; Malacostraca; Decapoda; Portunidae. The coding region runs from base 425 to 1249 and encodes 274 amino acids. The transcript is spliced from 5 exons.
AAGAGGUUAUAUCUAAUGGAACAUCCGCUACUAGAUGAGGGAUUUUAGAAGGCGCCACGAGAGCAAUGAGUCUAUAGGCGGCAGCAGCGGAGGCACGGCGUGAGUCGGUGUGAACCUUCCGUACCCAGAAACGCUUUGCUCUCUCACCACGACAAUUAUCCAAGGCCAUAGAUUUGAGAAGCCGUGUUUUCAAGAGUUUCUCCAGUUACUAAUGCAGAAAUCUUGUCACUCUGCCUUUAGAACUUUAAAAACACGUUCAAAAACUCGUGUAAAUUUAAAUAAACCCUCUUGAAAUAGUAGAGAUGAAGCACAGAAGUCUUUGAGAAUACGAGCUUGAAACUGCGAGAACGAGGGAAAGAAGACACGUAAGGAAGAAGACAAGAGCAAACGAGUCCUUUCUGACCAUAAGGAGCAGCUGGCUAAGAUGUCACACAGAUACCCCGGGGCGAGAAGCAUGGCCGCGUCCAACAGCCGCCCACGCCACGCCCUUUGCCUGCUGCUGCUGCUGUCUGGGACUUUGCUUUCCCACGUCAACACAACCCUCGUAAUGAAAACGUCGAAUAGAUCUGAGAGUGAAGUGUUUCUGCCGGACGAACAACUGGUUCACCUCCUCUUCUGGGUGGAGGAAGCGGGCGGAGCGGCGCUGUUGGGGACGGAAGGCAUGGAACAAGAAGACCAUUUCAAAACGGAGGGAGAUGACAAAGAUAAGGAAAAGGGGAAAAAGAAUGGAAAGAAGAAUAGGAAUGUUAUGGAUGUGUCAGAGGAGGAGGAGGACUAUGACGACCACGAGGAUGACAGCAGCGCCACCAUCGCCAUCACCUACUUCGUCUCCGUCUUCCAGUACCAGACCAUCAGCUUCAACGCGUCAGAGCGAAGCGUGUGGCUCUCGACUCUCUUCAGUUACAACCUCGUGGACAUCCCAGUAGCGUCCCUGAGCUUCAACCCCGUCCCGCCCUCCUGGUGGGGACGCAGGGUGAAGGUGUGGAGUGAGCCAACUGUGUACUGGUACCUGUGCCCCUCACCAGACCAGUGCGCUCCAGGCAAGCCACCGCAUUUCCUUCACACGCCCGACGCCCACCCGAUAUUAGUCAUCGUCUUCGGGGCAACAAGCGCGGUGCUGCUGCUCCUGUGUCUGGGUCUGGCGGCUCUCGUCCUGUACCUGAGGAGGAAGCCCAGCCCCAAACAAUCACGUCACUGGCUGUCACGCGCCGACACGAUCGCCGCCCACCAGUUCACUACCAGGUGCUGAGUGUGGGUGUGAGUGCAGCGCUAUAGUCACACUUCAGCACUUCUCUUAUUUCCUUCAGUGCCAUGACACGUAUCCAUAUUCAUUGUUUCCUAUUUUAAACAGCUUGAGAAACUUAUAUGGGGGAUUAAAAUAGUGAAGACUCCUAACUUCUGACCUCCACAGACCUUUCAUAAUGUCAAUAAAAUGGUCUAAUCGUAUACAAAUCUUAAGGUGAAAAUGUGUCCCAGUACUAAAGGAGUUAACCACUUGAGUGCCUUGACGCGUUCCCAUAUUCAUUCUGUUUACCAUUUGGUGAUUUUAUACAGCUUCAAAACACAGGUGAGGAAUUUAAAAAGGGAAGAAUGUGGCCAUUAUUUUUUUUUUUUUACCUCCAGAGACCUUUCCUAAUGUCAAUAAAAUCGGCUAAUCACACCCAAAACUCAAGAUAGAAAUGUCCCAGUAUUGAAGGGGUUUAAAUGAAGGUCAUUCUAUACAGUGAGGCAGGGAAGGACAUAUGAUCGUGGCAACAUCUCAGCAUCACAGCGCGGCGUGUCCGUGAUGAACAGCCUUACUACUGUGCCGGAGGAAUAGAAAGCUUGCUAAAAGUCCUACAAUAAAUUUAUAUUCCAUAUGAUCCGUGCAAGUGACGUUCCUCCGAGCUCUACCAAAUGGACUUUCCCAAUCACAUGUUCCCUAACCUCUCCCCAUCGCUCUCUUUCCCGUUGCUUGCCUGUCUAUACUCUCUGCUCACCUGAAAACCCUUCCCUUCCACCGUGACCCUUCCACACCCCCCGCGACCCUCACCGCUUACACUCCUCUCUCAAUCCAUCAUCCGUCUGUCCCUUUCAUUGCCGAAGAGAAAAGUGCUCACCAUUUUAUACCUCGAUGGGUGCCAGAGAAUACAAUGCGGUCAUGAAAGCUUGGCGUGACCUCUUCUUCACCCAGGCGUCACUCCUCAGUCCCCCACAGUCUCCAGUAUUCCCUGAGCUGUCGCGGGAGGCACACAUGGCGCCUCCUUGCAGUGCUUCUGGUGUCGGUAAUGCUCCCUCAACAUUAUUCUCAGAAACGCUGAUUUUAUGUCGCCUCAAAGCUGUCCCUCACAAACUGUACCUCUCAAGUGUACUCUCACCCACUCCCUAGCCUGUGACAUUUAUUACACACACACACACACUCUCUCUCUCUCUCUCUCUCUCUCUCUCUCUCUCUCUCUCUCUCUCUCUCUCUCAAUAGGCCUAGGCAAUCUAAUACAUUUUUAAUCUACUAGACGCUGUUAUAUAUGAUAGGGCUAAUAAAUGUAUCAGUAUCAAUCUCUCUCUCUCUCUCUCUCUCUCUCUCUCUCUCUCUCUCUCUCUCUCUCUCUCUCUCUCUGCAUGCACUCACCACCCGCUCUCCUCGUCUUUCCCUACGUGCUGGAGUGUGCGAGUGUGUGAGGAAACGCCCUCCACUGAUCCCCGCGGCGCCGCCCAUGCUUUGCGGCCCUCGUCCCUGAGCCCUGGGUCCGUAUUCACAAACGCUUUGUUCUCUCACCACAAUUUUUAAAGGCCACAGAGACAAUUAGCCAAGAUCUAAACGUAAUUUAUCCUGUUAUUAAUGCAGAAACCUUGUUAACAUGGCACUAGAAUUACAGAAACACCCUUAAAAAUCCGUGUCACUUCAACUAGAACUCUUUAAAAAUAGUGGAGGUGAGGCGUAGAAGUGUUUCAGAAUACGAGCCUUGAGCCCUGAGCCCUGAGCCAACGGGACGAGUGUUGUGGCGACCAGCCCGUCACACCGCCGUUUCCAAAGACAAGAGGAUCCGAGCGCCAUACGAGAACUUGGCAAACAGCGCGGCAGGCUCAAGAUUAUGUGAAGCCUCUGGAGAAGGAGACGUAAAGAGAGCGAAGAGAAGGGACGACGUGAGGAAAAACAGAGAGAGAGAGAGAGAGAGAGAGAGAGAGAGAGAGAGAGAGAGAGAGAGAGAGAGAGAGAGAGAGAGCAUCAACCACUCCUAGCUGAUCUGUUUACCACCACCUUCAUGAUCUUUCCACAUAAUAGCGUCGCACAGCUGAAUCUUACCAUUACACGGUACAAACCAUUAAUAUUUUCACUAUAACAGGCUCUGAUUCCCCAUUAUGAUAACAAAAAGUGUCGAAUAUAACACUGUGACUGACUAAUAAACUGUAAUCCUU